AUGGAGCAGAUCAACGACUACCUCUUCAGGUAUAAAAGCUAUAUCUUUGUCAAGAGUAUGACAACUACUGAGCACAUUGAUUCACUGCAGAGCUUUGAAAUACAAGACAGUGACAUAUUCCUUGUCACUUAUCCAAAGUCAGGAACUAUAUGGGCUCAGCAGAUCAUCAUCUCCAUCUGUGAGUUAGGUGGAGGUCUCAAUGAAUAUCCAAACAACUUGGAGCAGAUGCCUUGGCUGGAGUACACAGAGGGUCGUGAAGAUUACUCUCUGCGACCGUCUCCCUGUCUCUUCUCCUCUCACCUCACCCCAGCUCUCAUGCCUUUGGGACUGAAGGCGAAGAUGGCAAAGUAUGCGAUGCAUAAUCCAAAGGACAACAUCAUCUCUUAUUACCAGUUCUGCAGUGUCUGCUCUGACGUGGAAACUCCGACGAGCUUUGAACAGUUUUUGGAGCAGUAUUUGACGGGCAAUGGCUCGUCCUGGUUUGACCACAUCAGAAAGUGGCAUUCAAAGAAAGACCAGUACAACAUCCGCUUCCUGACCUAUGAGGACAUGAUCUUGGACCUGAAGGCAGCAGUAACUAAGAUCUGCAGUUUCUUAGGAAAAAACCUCAGUGAAGCAGACGUUGAGCAAGUUGUAGAAAAAGCCACAUUUAAAACAAUGAAGAAAGACCAAAAAGCCAACUAUGAGUUUGUAUCAAAAGAUAUGAUCAGUGGAAACUUCAUGCGCAAAGGUCAGAUUGAUGACUGGAAGAACAUCUUUACUGUUGCCCAGAGUCAAAGAGUUGAUCAGCUGCUUCAGGAGAAAAUCAGUGAUCGGUCUCUGAAGUUCAUCUGGGAAUAAUCAAAGCAGCAGCAUCAACUCUAAGGUGUUUGUUCUUUGUCCUACAAAUCUAAGACUCCAAAAUUCAUUUUUUGCUGUCGU
This is a messenger RNA of Monopterus albus (swamp eel), 921 nucleotides long. RefSeq names its product amine sulfotransferase-like. The coding region runs from base 1 to 840 and encodes 279 amino acids. Gene Ontology annotation, molecular function: sulfotransferase activity. The transcript is spliced from 6 exons. The record is from RefSeq and is a predicted model, not a curated record. NCBI's taxonomy places the organism in Eukaryota, Metazoa, Chordata, Actinopteri, Synbranchiformes, Synbranchidae.